UUGGACAAAUGUUUUCCCGAUUUGGUAUUGGAAGAGGUAAGUUGUUAAAAUUUAAAUGGGAGACGUGAAAGAGUAGUUUCAGAACUCUUUAACUUGUGCAAGGUAAAAUUUAAAACAGUAAUAUUUACAGCUAAUAUGUAAUUUUAUGCAAGUUCUUUACCUCUUCAUUUACAACUGGAUUCAUGUAUUAAAAUGAAGCAAACAUACUUUUCCAGGCUCCAUGCGGCGACUAUUCCCUCCUGGGCCCUGCCUUUCACAAAUAGUUCAACACCAACUUCGAUUAAUUAAUAGUUCUUCAGAGUUGUGCAAUACGUGCUAAGCAAACGUGCAUACGUGCUAUCAUAUUAAGUGUAAAAAAGUACCUUUAUGUACUCUGAUUCUGAAGACUUAAUGAACAUGCGCAGGAGGAGAAAGUGUUUCUUUGUAUUUCAGAAGCGAUAACCCUUUACAGUCCCUAACAUCACUAUAACAUCACUAUGCAAGGUCUCUCUAUAUAUUUCUUAUCAAUGGUACUUACAUUGAGAAUUUGUCUUAAAAUCAAGAGCUUAUUGAGGUUGCGAUCAUUUCCUCCAUUCUCAUGACCUUAAUGUUUGAUUCUGGAGUAUUACUGCAGGGAGAAAUUAGAUGCUUAUCGCUUUAAGGAAUUUUAAGGGUUAAUGGUAUUUUUUUUAAAAAUUCCUUUGUCCUAGAGACAUUUGCAGGUACAUUGAUACCAUCUCCAAUUUGCCUCAACACCAAUUUCAUGAUGCCUCUUUUCCUUAGUGUUAGGGAUCAGUGGUCGUCUAUCAAAUCUAUGCGUAUCAUUGAAGCCAGAAAAAGUUUUGUUGGCAUCUCAAAGCAGUGCAAUCCACAGUUCAAAUACCAGAAUGAACAGUACAGAACAGUACAAAUUUGAAACUCUUGCUGUGACUAAACCACAGGAACAUGUGAUUCAGGUGGAACUUAACAGACCAGACAAAAGAAAUGCCAUGAAUGGAACAUUUUGGAGGUAGAUUUCAUAUUGAAUUACUGCUAUAAGCUUAUGCAUAUCAUGUUUCUGGUUUUUAUGAUCAGCCUGUGAAUGGUUUGGUGAUCUUCAGCCUAGAACUUGUGGAGAAGGUCAGCUUGUGACCUCUCCAAACAUUAUGUUGUCAAUGGGCUAUUCAUGACAUUUUGUGAAAAAGGUAAAAUUUUAGUCAUUAGAGAAGAAUUAUCGAAAAGGGCACUUUUAUAAUACUGCAUAUCAAGUUUUUAUAAUUCUUGUCCUUUUGAUAAGUGUGUUGCAAACCAAUAUGGCUUGCAAUAAGUUUGGAGGUUCACACAACAUCUCAUAGAGUUUCAUACCACUUUGCUGUCUCAGAAUACAAGGUUGAAGAGGCAAUUACAAAGCACUAAUAUUAUAAUUAUGGUAAAAAUGGUGAGACAGUCAGUGAUUCUACCAUGUACAGGCUUACAUUGACAAUUCUACUUUCCAAUAUCUUUUGGUACAAUUGUAAUGGAACUUGGAUGUGCAGUGUACGUUUGAAAUAACUAUCUCAUCUUCUUAUGGUGCACAGGGAAAUGGUGGAUUGUUUUCGGCAGAUUGGUGAUGAUUCUGACUGUAGAGCUGUAGUUUUAACCGGAGCAGGAAAAAUCUUCACUGCAGGUUGGGGCAAAUAUUAUGUUAGAUACAUGAACCUACGAAUGAUUAGGCCUCUCAUCCAAAGUUGGUGAUGUCUGAAGAACACUCAGGCUCCUUGCUUGCCAUCCAAGCUUAUCCUAGUUUUAAUAGAAACAUUUAUAAGUGAUAAGAAUGUUGAAUACAAAAUCAAACACUUCACUGUAAUUAAAGUUCACCUCUAACUAAACAUUUUUUAAUACAUGCAUCUUAAAUGUUUAAAUAGAGACUGGUCAAUUUAAAUUGCAGGUCUUGAUCUGAUGGAUAUGGGGAGUGAUUUGAUGAACUCUGACUUGGAACCCUCCAGAAGAGCUCAUAUGCUGAGAAAACUCAUCCUCUUCCUACAAGAGUCAUUUCGUAGCAUUGAAAAAUGUCCACAGCCAGUCAUUGCUGCAGUUCACUCAGGGUGUGUGGGUGGAGGAGUUGAUAUGAUCUGUUCCUGUGACAUCCGUCUUUGCUCCUCUGAUGCUUGGUUUCAAAUUAGGGUAAGUGACUCGUUCAAGUUUCCCAAAGUUCAGCUUAAAACUAGGUAUGAACUUUCCUUCACCUGCAGGAAAGUUUGAGCCAUUGAGUAAUGCAAGAUAGUGAGAGACUUGCAAGGAGUACAAAACUGAUAAUGAUUAUUGGAGCCAGCUAGAUCCCAGACAAACCUCCACUCCACUUGUCUAAAAUCUUCUCCACUUGUGUAAAAUCAUCCCCACUAACAGAGAAAUGUAGGGUGUGCACACUGGCUAACCACAGAUCUGUGGGACAAUAGCCUUUGGGUUUGCUCUCUUUGACUUUGUAUUUAUGUUGGUUUUGCACCAAUCAAUAUAAUGGUAAAUUAUGAUGCAUUGAUUGGCCAGUUGCUAUUAUGUGGACACACACACACACAAAAAAAAGAUUUGACUUCAUUCCCAACAAUAUUUGAGGUAUGUUUUUGAAAAUGAAAAUAAGUUUGCCAAAAUGUUUUCAGCCAAUUUGUUUGGUGUUAAGAGUCCUCUUUCUUUUUUAAGCUUUUGAGCUGUUUGAGUGGCUAGUGUCUAAUUUCUCCUUACAAUAUCACCCCUGAAUCAAACAUGUAAGGUCACAAGUAUAAUGGAAUGGUCACCAACUAAUAAAAGAAAUUCUUGAUUGGUAAACAAAUUCUCCUUGCCAGCACCUGAGGAAUUGUAUGGAGAACAUUAUGGAGAAUGUGCAUACUGAUGUUUGGGUGGGAAGGUUUAAAUAAUUAUAAUUUUUGUGUAUGUAGUCUUGGCAUACUCUGUAACAAUUGUGUUGAAUAAAUUUCAGCAUAUCAAUAUCGUGGUUUGUUAUUCAUUAUCACUAUCAUUCCAGUCUGAUGUCAUGAUGUUUCUUUGCUUUUUGUGAAAUUCUUUCAUUGAUAAUUGUUGUUUUUAUCUCUCAAAUUUUGUUUAUUUUCCGUACUCAAGGAAAUUGACAUAGGGCUGGCUGCAGAUUUGGGUACUUUGCAGAAAUUUCCAAAAAUUAUUGGAAAUGACAGGUGAACAUUGUUUUGAUACUUUUUAUUCAACACAUUAAAACCCCAAAAAUCAAAGUGGUCUUUGAAGAGAUUUUUUUGAUACCCUUGAUAUUGAACAUAAGAAAAAAAAAAGCUGGCCUUAUAGAAUUGCAGAGCUAUCAAAUUGUUUCUAUUUUGAUUUUCAGUCUUGCAAGAGAACUUUGCUUCACUGGUAGACGAUUCACAGCUGAGGAAGCUUUGCAAUUUGGAUUUGUAAGGUUUGUUCUGUGAUACCUCUUACAAACUGAGCUCAAAGUCUAAUGCAUCAGUAAGUCUGAAGCUUCAACUUCACCCCUGGCAAUCCUCAGGCAUUUGAACUUUUGAAGAUGGUUUGUUCAAAUUUGCCCUCCUCUGGGCCAAAUUGUGUUCAAAUGCCUCAGCAAGUGUCAGAUUUGAUCAUCAAUUUUUUUUUAAAAAGACAACAUUAGCAAGCAUGAAACUUGUUGUGGAACUUUUCUUCUUGGUCAUCUGUGUGUGAAAGUGAACUGUUGACCAUGGAACAUCUCCAUAAAAAAGACCAAACAUGUUUAUUCGGAUGGAAAGACUUGACAGUUUCUGUUCAAAUGCCCUUGGAUUGCCUGUGGGCUUCCAAGGGGGAAUGGGGGAAGAAAGAUUUUGAAGUUUUGAAAUGACUUACACUUUGUCAAUUGAAAGUAAUGUUUUGCAGUCAUUUACAAUCUGAAGCAACCCUCUCCUUUCUUGGCCAUUCUUAUUCAUACUUGGUUUACCAUUUUCUCUUUUGUGUGUUUACUACUGAACUAACAUUUUAUACAAUUUAGUCAUUUACCAUCUGUAACAAUCUUCUCCAUUCUUGGCCACUUUCAUUCUUCUGGGUGUAUUAUUGUCUCCUUGGUGUUUUUCUAUCUUACCAAACUUAUAUACCAAACUUAUAUUUUGUAGCCAUUUACAAUCUGUGACAAUCUUCUCCAUUCUUGGCCAUUCCUGGCCAUUCUUGGCCGUUCUUGUUUCUUCUGGGUUUAUGACUGUCUCCUUGAUAUUUUUUUUAACUUAUCAAACUUAUAUUUCGUAGUCAUUUCCAAUCUGUAACAAUCUUUUCCAUUCUGAGCCAUUCUUGUUUCUUCUGGGUUUCUCAUUGUCUCCUGUUUUUCUAUCUUACCAAACUUAUAUUUUGAAGUAAUUUACAAUCUGUGACAAUCUUCUCCAUCCUUAAUCAUUCUUGUUCCUUGAAGUUCUUGAUUUGUUAUUGCCUCUUUGGUGUUUCUCUAUCCUACAGAACUUCGUUAUAUUUUGUAGACAAUUAUACAACCUAUUUCAUUCCUUUCCAUUCUUAAUCAUCGUUUUUACCUUUUGGCUUAUUAUUGUCUAUUUUGUGUUUUUAUGUUUUUAUCUUACUGAACUAAACAUUUUGUAUUAAUUUACAAUCCGUGUCAAUCUGCUCCAUCCUAAGCCAUCCAUCUUGGUUCAUUACUGCCUCUUAUGUGUUCUCUUUUCUUACUGAACUAAUAUUUGGUACUCGAUCAAGUUGAAGGUAGUUUAGCGCGUCGUAAAAUUUACCCAAGAAUGUGGCGACUUAACUUUUUAUUCACAAUUUCACACUCUCGCAAACUGAAAUUUUAGAAUUAUUUUCCUUCCUUGUAGUCGCGUCAGCCCAGGCCGUGAUAUUCUUUUAAAGGAUGCGUUGGAGCUAGCAGGCCAGAUCGCCAAGAAAAGUCCUGUUGCCAUGGCAGGGACCAAGCACAACCUUAAUUUUUCAAGAGACCAUUCAGCACAAGAGGGCUUGGAAUACAUGGUAAAAAACAUACUGUAAAUGCUACAAUAAUUGUCUUUAGUACACACAAAAGAUUUAUUCUCCAAUCAGAGCACAACCAGUUUGUUCAAUUUCAUGACGAAAAUGGUUAAUGUUUUUGUUUUUUUUUUUUACUUUUUCACCCUUCAGGCCACUUGGAACAUGGCUAUGUUACAAACGGAAGACAUUUUGAAAGCUGUACAGUCGACAAUGAACAAAGAGGAACCCGUGUUCUCAAAGCUAUAAACUAAUCUCAGUCGUAGUUGCAUUGACAUUUUGAUAUUACAAAAACUCUCCAAUAAUUGUUUGCAUAUGAGUAUUCUUUAAACGAUUCGCUUGAAGAGCUGAACAUGUGUACCAUCCAGUAACCCUAUGAGAUACCGUGACCGCGUAGCUUGCGGCAUUUCUCGGUCCCACGAUUCGCUUGAAGAGCUGAACAUAUGUGCCAUUCAGUAACCCUAGAGAUACCGAGACCGCGUAGCUCACACAUUUCUCGGUCCCACUUGCGCUUGUCACUCGGUCCUUGUGCCCUACGGGGAUUUUUGCGGGACUCCUCCCAUGUCUUUUGAUGGUCUGCUGCAGCGCGAGAAAGAUAGGGCCAUAGAAGCACGAACGAGUCAGGGAUUUUGCGGUUUGUUCAUGAGAGCGAGCGCGUAGCCAUGCGUCUCACGAUAUAAGCCUUUCUUAAUAAUCGAGUUCAGGAUCCGCAAUGUGAUUUAUCCACAUAGUUUUCAUGGUGUGCAUCGAGACGACAAACUGAGAUAUUUAGUGUCUUAUCUUUGUGUGUUUGUCGGGUCCGGGAGACG
This is a messenger RNA of Pocillopora meandrina, 5690 nucleotides long. Lineage: Eukaryota; Metazoa; Cnidaria; Anthozoa; Scleractinia; Pocilloporidae. The record is from the annotation of a GenBank genome assembly.